Messenger RNA from Pundamilia nyererei, 3162 nucleotides. Its product is annotated as laminin subunit beta-1-like. NCBI's taxonomy places the organism in Eukaryota, Metazoa, Chordata, Actinopteri, Cichliformes, Cichlidae. Bases 202 to 3162 code for a protein of 986 amino acids. Gene Ontology annotation, molecular function: structural constituent of synapse-associated extracellular matrix; integrin binding. The record is from RefSeq and is a predicted model, not a curated record. The transcript has 21 exons. Gene Ontology annotation, biological process: animal organ morphogenesis; tissue development; cell migration. Gene Ontology annotation, cellular component: laminin trimer.
GUGUGUUGGAAUCACUUUAUUCUGCUCCAACAGUUUGAACUCUUUAGUUCUUGGUGUUUUUCUUGCUGCGAGCACAACCACGUUACUCGGGCCGGAUGUUUUAAUUUGAAAGUCAGCCGGUCUGUUCGGAGGAGGAGUUUGAGGGGAGCUAAGGAGGUCCGAGGAGGUCCGGGGGGUCUUCAGACUGUGAGGAUUUGCAGCAUGUUUCAGCUUCAGCUCGCGCUGCUGCUCGGUCUGCAGGUGUUUACCUGUGCUCAGGAGGGUGGGGCCGCGGACGACAUCAGCCAACCCGAGCUCAGUGAUGUGUGCACUGAAGGCAGCUGUUACCCAGCAACAGGAGACCUUCUGAUUGGCCGAGCCCAUCAGUUGUCAUCCACCUCCACCUGUGGAAUGAACCGACCCGAACCAUUCUGUAUCGUCAGCCACCUGCAGGAGGAGAAGAAGUGCUUUGUGUGCGACUCGUCAGAGCCCUACAACGAGCUGGCCAAUCGCACCGACAGCCAUCGCAUCGAGAACGUCGUCACUACGUUUGCCCCGAACAGACUGAAGACCUGGUGGCAGACUGAGAAUGGUGUGGAGAACGUCACCAUCCAGCUCAACCUCGAGGCUGAGUUUCACUUCACGCAUCUCAUCAUGACCUUCAAGACCUUUCGACCUGCUGCCAUGGUGAUUGAGCGGUCAGCUGACUUCGGGAAGACGUGGCAGGUUUACCGUUACUUUGCUUAUGACUGCGAGUCGUCCUUCCCGUCCGUUUACCGGGGUCCAAUGAGAAAGGUUGACGAUGUCAUCUGUGACUCGCGUUACUCUGACAUUGAGCCAUCCACUGAAGGAGAGGUGAUUUUCAGAGUUUUGGAUCCAGCAUUCAGGAUCGAUGACCCCUACAGUCCCCGAAUCCAGAACAUGCUGAAAAUCACCAACUUGAGGGUGAAGUUCACCAAACUGCACACGCUUGGAGACAACCUUCUGGACUCUCGUAUGGAGAUCAAAGAGAAGUACUACUACGCCAUCUAUGACAUGGUGGUCCGAGGAAACUGCUUCUGCUACGGACACGCCUCUGAGUGCGCCCCCGUCGAGGGAGCUGGGCAGAUAACAGAGGGCAUGGUUCAUGGUCACUGCUUAUGUAACCACAACACUAAAGGUCUGAACUGUGAACAGUGCCAGGACUUCUACCAUGACCUCCCCUGGAGACCCGCAGAGGGACGCAACACCAACGCCUGCAAGAAGUGUAACUGUAACCAGCACUCGGACUCGUGUCACUUUGACGGGGCAGUCUUUGCGGCUUCGGGAAACGUGAGCGGAGGAGUUUGUGACAACUGUGAGCACAACACGGCUGGAAACAACUGUGAGCAGUGCAAACCGUUUUACUACCAGCAUCCAGAGAGUGACAUCAGAGACGCCAACAUCUGCCAGCCCUGUGACUGCGACCCCGUGGGCUCUCUGAACGGAGGACUCUGUGACGGCACGACGGACUUCCGAGCCGGGCUGAUCGCCGGUCAGUGCCGCUGUAAAGCCAACGUGGAGGGAGAACGCUGCGAGCGCUGCAAGCCGGCGCAUUUCGGGCUGAGCGAUGAGCUUGAAGGCUGCAAAGCGUGUACCUGCAGUCCUCUGGGAACUCUACCUGGAGGAAACCCCUGUGACAGAGAAACAGGAAGUUGUUUCUGUAAACGUCUGGUGACCGGGCGAGACUGUGACCAGUGUGUGCCUGAACACUGGGGUCUCAGUAAUGACAUGGACGGCUGCAGACCAUGUGACUGCGACCUCGGAGGUGCCAUCAACAAUCAGUGUGAUCACGUGACCGGUCAGUGCAUCUGCAGAGAUCACAUGUUCAGCCGCCGCUGCGAUCAGGUGGAGUCUGGAUUCUACUUCAUUGCUCUGGAUCACUACACCUACGAGGCUGAGGAUGCAAAGUUUGGACCUGGAGUGACGGUGGUCCAGAGGCCACACCCUCAGGACCGUAGUCCCACUUGGACAGGCAUCGGGCUAGCCAACGUACCAGAGGGGGCCUUCUUGGAGUUCACUGUAGACAACGUCCCUCACUCAAUGGAAUAUGACAUCCUGAUCCGCUACGAACCGCAGCUGCCGGACGUGUGGGAGGAGGUUCUGAUGACGGUGAUGAGACCCGGACCGAUCCAGCCAGACAGCCGCUGCAUCAACACGGUGCCCGACGACGACAACCAGAUGAUCUCGCUUCACCCAAGUUCACGGUACGUGGUUCUUCCCAGACCGGUUUGUUUUGAAUCAGGUCUGAACUACACCAUCCGCCUCAGCCUGCCACUGUACGCUACCUUUGGGGAUGUCCAGGUUCCAUAUACGCUGAUCGACUCGAUCGUGCUGAUGCCUCACUGUAAGAACUUGGAGAUAUUCACAGGCUCAGAGGGCGGGGACUCGGGCGGGAAUGUCGCCUGGGAGACUUUCCAGCGUUAUCGGUGCUUGGAGAACAGCCAGAGUGUCGUCAAGACGCCGAUAACUGACAUCUGCAGAAACUUCAUCUUCAGCAUCUCCGCCAUGUUGCACCAGGGAGCUAAAGAAUGCCAGUGUGACCCUCAGGGCUCGCUCAGCACCGUGUGCGACCCCCACGGCGGGCAGUGUGAGUGCCGCCCCAACGUGGUCGGCAGGAACUGUGACAGGUGUUCUCCGUCCACGUUUCAGUUUGGACCCAACGGCUGCCGAGCGUGUGGGUGCGACCCUCAGGGUUCUCUCAGUGUGUUCUGCGAUCAGUUGACCGGACAGUGUUCCUGCGUUCCGGGUGCGUACGGUCGGCAGUGCGACCGCUGUCUGCCGGGUCGCUGGGGUUUCCCCGCCUGCCGCCCCUGCUUCUGUAACGGUCACGCCGAUGUCUGCGACCCCGACAGUGGCCACUGCAUCGAUUGCAGGGACCACACGACGGGACGCGCCUGCGACAGAUGUCUGGAUGGUUACUAUGGUGACCCAGCACUGGGGUCAGGUGACCACUGUCGUCCCUGCAUGUGUCCCGACGGCCCCGGCAGCCCGCGGCAGUUUGCAGGAAGUUGUUACCGCAGCGAUGACUCUCAGCAGGUCACCUGUGUCUGCAACACAGGAUACAAAGGUGAAAACUUUAUUUACACAGACGCUGACACAGAGCGUCAGUCCAGCUGCCAUGUUGGUCUGGUUGAGGCGGGGAUUCUGGUGCGCAUCUGUUAA